Messenger RNA from Ambispora gerdemannii, 289 nucleotides. The record is from the annotation of a GenBank genome assembly. NCBI's taxonomy places the organism in Eukaryota, Fungi, Glomeromycota, Glomeromycetes, Archaeosporales, Ambisporaceae.
AUGGCGACUGUCGAGAAAACCGAGCGAGAGCUGAACGACGCCAAGGUGCAGUUGGAGAAGGCAGAGAAGGCUUUGGAGGAAUUCGUGAAGGGGGGAGAUGGACAGUGGCUGGAGGUGCUGAAAGGGAGGUUACGAGGAGAAGGAGGAACUGCUGCGCAGCGGGAAGAGUGGAAGGCGGAGAAGAACGAACUUGCGGAGGAGAAAAAGCGUCUGGAGGCGGAAGUCACGAGGUGGAGUGUGGAAGUCACGGAGUGGGGAGCGAAGCUUCGCGAACUGGAUACUCGGCCAG